AUGCUCCGAUGUCUGCAGCUGCUUGCUCCGCCCGUCUACCGCCCGUUUCACCUGCUGCGCGACCUGGCACCGGUCGGAGGUCAGUUCAAGAACCAGGGGCUGGGCGCCCCAAUGCAGAAGAGUGUGGCGCCUAGCACGGCAGCGAACCGUUUUCCCCUUAUCCCUUCGCACAAAAGUAACAAAGAUACGACAAGGGCGCCAGGGAAAUGCUCGAGCUUGCGUUCAAGGCUGACGCCCAUCUCCACACUGCAGCCGCUAGUCCAACCACACUUCUCACGAGAAAACAUCGAUACGGCUACCGCUGAGUUCUCAUUUUCGGUCCGUGGAGUCGGUCGGACCCUCACUCAUGCGGCACAGCGCAAUCGUCGGCGCAAGUCCUCAUGCAGAUUGAUAGGUCCGGCCACGGACGGUUCGCCUCACCGACCGGCAGCCAAUUCGCAGCGGAGACGUAGCUCGAGUCUCAUCUUUGUCACAGCCAACCUCACGUGCCAUGUCUCAUGGACGACACUGCGCGAAAGCAGGCGUUUUAUUCGCGUACCCGCGAAGUCGCGAAUCGUGUCAAAGCCACUCAGAUUAUAUAGUGAGCACUUCCUAGCACUAGACCCAUAUCGGGUGUGGCGUUGCUCCCAUGAUGUGAUCUUAGAGCGGGGUGAAGCUCCCAAAUUCAUCCAUAUAUUCACCUUGCCAGUGGCAGUGCGCCGCCUUGUGAUGGCGCGUUUGGCUGCUGGCAGAUAG
This is a messenger RNA of Sparassis crispa, 735 nucleotides long. RefSeq lists its product as hypothetical. The transcript is spliced from 4 exons. NCBI's taxonomy places the organism in Eukaryota, Fungi, Basidiomycota, Agaricomycetes, Polyporales, Sparassidaceae. The record is from RefSeq and is a predicted model, not a curated record. The coding region runs from base 1 to 735 and encodes 244 amino acids.